This is a messenger RNA of Coregonus sp. 'balchen', 2221 nucleotides long. The record is from the annotation of a GenBank genome assembly. Lineage: Eukaryota; Metazoa; Chordata; Actinopteri; Salmoniformes; Salmonidae.
GGUUCGGUGUGCUGCAGCUAUGCAGGGAGACACACCAACUGCAGAGAGUACUGCCAGGCCAUCUUCCGGACAGACUCCUCCCCCACCGUCUCGCAAAUCAAGGCCGUCAAGGAAUACUGCCAGAGCAUCAGCCCCGAGCUCAUUGGCUGUGUGGGCAACUACACCAUGUCCUACCCAAUCAGGAGCCCCAUAGACAGUGAGUAUAGCUCAUACUGACCUAUCGGCUGCCCCAUAGACAUUGUGUAUAUCAAAUACUGACCUAGCAGCAUCCCAUUAGACAGUGAGUAUAUCAAAUACUGACCUAUCAGCAGCCCCAUAGACAUUGAGUAUAUCAAAUACUGACCUAUCAGCAGCCCCAUAGACAUUGAGUAGGCCUAUGGCCAAAUACUAAUCUAUCAGUACCCAACUUGACAUAUCCAGUGUGUAUCUUCUUUCUGUGUUGCAUUCCUCCAAUCACUGGCUAUCACUUGGUACAGUCCAUUCGGAAAGUAUUCAGACCCCUUGACUUUUUCCACAUUUUGUUACGUUACAGCCGUAUUCUAAAAUUGAUUCAAUUGUAUUUUUUCCCCCAUCAUCAACCUACACACAAUUCCCCAUAAUGACAAAGCAAAAAAUGUUUUUUAGACAUUUUUGCAAAUGUAUUAAAAAUACAAAACUGAAAUAUCACAUUUACAUAAGUAUUCAGACCCUUUACUCAGUACUUUGUUGAAGCACCUUUGGCAGUGAGUCUUCUUGGGUACGACGCUACAAGCUUGGCAUACCUGAAUUUGGGGAGUUUCUCCUAUUCUUUUCUGCAGAUCCUCUCAAGCUCUGUCAGGUUGGAUGGGGAGCGUCGCUGCACAGCUAUUUUCAGGUCUCUCCAGAGAUGUUUGAUCGUUUUCAAGUCCGUACUCUGGCUGGGCCCCUCAAGGAUAUUCAGAAACGUGUCCUGAAGCCACUCCUGCAUUGUCUUGGCUGUGUGCUUAGGGUCGUUGUCCUGUUGGAAGGUGAACCUUCGCCCCAGUCUGAGGUCCUGAGCGCUCUGGAGCAGGUUUUUGUCAAGGAUCUCUCUGCACUUUUGCUCUGUUCAUCUUUCCCUCGAUCCUGACUAGUCUCCCAGUCCCUGCCGCUGAAAAAUAUCCCCACAGCAUGAUGCUGCCAUCAGCGUGCUUCACCGUAGGGAUGGUGCCAGGUUUCCACCAGACGUGACACUUGGCAUUCAGGCCAAAGAGUUCAAUCUUGGUUUCAUCAGACCAGAGAAUCUUGUUUCUCAUGGUCUGAGUAUUUUAGGUGCCUUUUGGCAAACUCCAAGCGGGCUGUCAUGUGCCUUUUACUGAAGAGUGGCUUCCGUCUGGCCACUCUACCAUAAAGGCCUGAUUGGUGGAGUGAUGCAGAGAUGGUUGUCCUUCUGGAAGGUUCUCCCAUCUCCACAGAGGAACUCUGGAGCUCUGUCAGGAUGACCAUCGGGUUCUUGGUCAACUCCCUGACCAAGGCCCUUCUCCCCCGAUUGCUCAGUUUGGCUGGGCGGCCAGUUCUAGGAAGAGUCUUGGUGGUUCCAAAUUUCUUCCAUUUAAGAAUGAUGGAGACCACUGUGUUCUUGGGGACCUUCAGUGCUGCAGAAAUGUUUUGCUACCCUUCCCCAGAUCUGUCCCUCGACACAAUCCUGUCUCAGAGCUCUACGGACAAUUCCUUCGACCUCAUGACUUGGUUUUUGAAACAGGAUGCACCUAAGCUCAAUUUCAAGUCUCAUAGCAAAGGGUCUGAAUACUUAUGUAAAUAAGGUAUUUCUGUUUUUGCAAAACAUUCUGAAAACCUGUUUUUGCUUUGUCAUUAUGGGGCAUUGCGUGUAGAUUGAUGAGGAACAAUUACAUUUAAUCCAUUUUAGAAUAUGCUGUAACGUAACAAAAUGUGGAAAAAGUCAAGGGGUCUGAACACUUUCCGAAUGCAUUGUAUAUCCAUCCAUCCAUCUGUCCGUCCAGGCCUGUACUGCUGCGACCGGGCCGAUGAGCCCCACUGCCAGGUGGCAUGCCGGCGCAUCCUGCGCACCAUGACCACAGAGCACGAGAUUAUGGAGGGCCUGAUCGAUGAGUGUGGCAGCCAGCCACUGCCCCAGGACCCGCUGUGGCAGUGCUUCCUGGGCAGCGCUCACCCCCCCACCAAAAGGGAGACGGAGACCUCACCUACCGCCAAGAUGGACGGCGCCAAGCUGCACUGCUGCUCCAAAGCCAAUACCUCACUGUGC